Cucumis sativus (cucumber) is the source of this 2242-nucleotide messenger RNA. Its product is annotated as protein RCC2 homolog. The record is from RefSeq and is a predicted model, not a curated record. The coding region runs from base 326 to 1957 and encodes 543 amino acids. The transcript has 16 exons. Gene Ontology annotation, molecular function: DNA binding. NCBI's taxonomy places the organism in Eukaryota, Viridiplantae, Streptophyta, Magnoliopsida, Cucurbitales, Cucurbitaceae.
UUCUUUUAUUUUAUCUUAAAAAAUUUUCUCUUGCUUUUGCUUUAGCUAUUUGCUAUUGCUCUUUGCUUCCCAUUUGGAUUAGGGUUUCUUCUUGCUUCAUCUUCUUCUUCGUCUUGGAGUGAAAAAAAAAAAAAAGAAAGGCUGAUACCCUUCCCGAUCUCUUCUACUAGCCGUUAACUUCCCCCCUUUUUCCCGCCAAUUUUAGCUUCUCUUUACUUCCUUUUUUCAACCCCUUUGCUUUCCCCUUCCUCCUGUCGUUUUUUGCUCCCGGUGUCUUUUGGGAUUUUUUUUUUUUUUCCGUUGCUCUCUCUGAGCUUGGCGGGAAAUGUCUACGCUCGAUGACGGUUCCAAGGUCGAGGAGGUUAAGGAGAAGGAAGAGAAAGCAGGGGAGCUUUUGUUUUGUGGUGCUACCUCUUGGGAUAUAAUUGGUCGAAAAAAGGGUCCCGUUGAAGGCAACUUGGUCUCUCCUACUCGCCUUCGUCCGCUUGUCGGCAUUGACAUUCGUUUUGUUGCUUCUGGCUGCACAUCGUGUCAUUGUGUGGCAUUGGACGUGGAAGGUCGUUGCUAUACCUGGGGACGCAAUGAGAAAGGUCAAUUGGGUCAUGGAGAUUUGAUUCAGCGAGAUAGGCCUACUAUAGUAUCUGACCUUUCGAAGUACAAGGUGGUUAAAGCUGGAGCAGGGAGAAACCACACUGUUGUGGUCACGGAGGAUGGAAAUUCUCUGUCAUUUGGUUGGAACAAACAUGGCCAGUUGGGUUCAGGUUCUAUAAAAAAUGAGAUUGAGUCAUCUCCUGUCCGUUGUCUUGUGUCUGAAGUGAAAACUACUGCUUGUGGGGGUGAAUUCACUGCGUGGUUAACUUCUAUUGAAGGAGCUUCCAUACUUACUGCGGGUCUUCCUCAAUAUGGACAGCUUGGUCAUGGAACAGAUAAUGAGUACAACACGAAGGAUAGCUCAGUGAGACUUGCUUAUGAAGCCCAACCACGCCCUAGAGCAAUUGCUUCCCUUGCUGGAGAAAAAAUUGUUAAAGUUGCAUGUGGAACAAAUCAUACAGUGGCUGUGGAUUCUAAUGGUUUUGUCUACACGUGGGGUUUUGGCGGUUAUGGAAGACUUGGGCAUAAAGAGCAGAAGGAUGAAUGGGCUCCUCGACGUGUCGAUAUAUUCCAGAGGAGAAAUACAUUGCCUCCUGAUGCUAUCAUUUCAGCGGGGUCUGUGAACUCUUCUUGUACUGCAGGCGGAGGGCAGUUAUAUAUGUGGGGAAAAAUAAAAAAUGCAGGAGAUGACUGGAUGUAUCCAAAACCUCUCAUGGAUUUAAGUGGAUGGAAUAUAAGAUGCAUGGAUUCAGGCAACAUGCACCAUUUUGUGGGUGCCGAUAACUCGUGCAUAAGUUGGGGCCAUGCACAAUAUGGAGAGCUUGGAUAUGGCCCAAUGGGGCAGAAGUCUUCUGCGUUACCCAAAAAGGUUGAUAUCCUGGAGAACAUGCAUGUCAUAAGUGUUGCAUGUGGUGCUGGACACUCUAUGGUUGUUGUUGAUAGAACAAAUGUAGCCGAUCGGCUUGAUCAGCUCGAUAUACACGAUGGCAAAGCUUUUGAUGAAGUGAAUGUGGUAUUGGAAGCAGUACCACAGAGUAAAGGUUCAGCCAUCAAGCCAAGUUCAAAGGCUGCUAAAGCAUCACUGAAGGCCAAAAAGAGGAAGAAGUCAAAAGAUUCAUCAGACUCGGAGGAAGAAGAGGAAGAAAAUGAAGAUGGUGACAGUAGCGAUGAGGAGGCCAAUGGGCUAUCGGAUACGAGCGAACAGUAUGGGAGCAAAAGUAAGGGUAGAGGAAAGGGUAGUAAAAAGCCAUCCAGUGGUGGGAAAGGCAGUGGUCGUGGACGGGGUCGUCCCCCAUCAAACAACAAGAAACCAGCAGCUUCUCAAGGAAAAGCAGGAGCUAAGAGAGGUAGACCUCGGAAGACAUGAAGACAUCCAUUAUAGUGUAGGUUUAAUUGGUGACCCUUACUUCAGUUAAAGUGAAGCCAACCACUCUCUUACACCAGACGAUGUAUCUGCAGUUUUGAGAUUAUUUCACCAUUUAUUUUUCAAUGAUAUGAUUAUUAAGAGAUGUACACUAACUUACCUGAUGACAUUGAUUAUUCAGAACUUCAGCAAGUUCUUUUGAGCUUUGAAGGUUUAUCGAGUGUAAAAACAUUUCGAAAUUUUUAGAGCUAAAUGGAAAGUCUCUUUCAUGUGAUUGCUAUUAUGUUA